Molecule: messenger RNA, 1293 nt
Organism: Physella acuta
Lineage: Eukaryota; Metazoa; Mollusca; Gastropoda; Physidae
Source: RefSeq, a predicted model, not a curated record
AGUAAAUAACCGCUAGCUUCCCCACCCAUUCACGUUGUGUGAAUCAGCAGACGACAGACCUGUAUCAUGUCUGCUAAGCCCGACCUACCCCAUGGCUUCCUGGGUGCUCAGCCCAAGUUCAGUGAACUGCACCUGAAGACUGACAGCCACAAGGACGCUGAGUUUAAGGUGGUGGCCAACAACAAUGUCUCGAUCAAGCUCAAGACAGGCAUCCCAGUCAAGGUGGUGACGAAGCUGACCAGGUGCCGUGACAACGUGGAACUGCCCGAGUACGUGUUGAUCCAGCGGAAAGACGACAGCGCCCUACGGUUCCAUGUGGGGGUGCCUGAAAGUGGCUUCUACAAGUUCCAGAUUUUCUCUCUGUCUGAGAGCGAGGCCACGGAAUCCCUACCCAACGUCUACAACUACCUGAUCGAAUUCGCGCGCGUUUCCAGACCCGCUCAACCUUACGUCAAAGCCUACACGAAGUUCUACAAGGAUCAUUGCUACCUGGAUGAGCCUCUGUUUCUUGACCCAUCUGAAACCGGAAGCGUCCACUUCAAGAUGAUCGUCCCAAAAGCUCAGAAGGUGGCAAUCCACUGCGGGGAGGAGUGGUUCCACCUGGCCCAGAAAGGGGACUGGUGGGAAGGGAAGGCGGAGGUGUACAAGUACCGAGGUAAAGUAAACAAAGCAACGGUCAACGCCAACUACGACAAGGAUGGCACCAGCUAUGACGUUUUGCUUGAGUACAAACUCUAACAUAAACAUCCAGACUUUUUAAAACAUUUCGCUUCCCAUACUUUGCAUAUAUUUACAUAUCUUGCUACAAUUUGGUUUCCUGAUACAAGCAUUCCUUCUUAAGUGUAUUGAUUUUAUAUUUGUAGCCAUGCAGUUAUUGAUCUGUAGUUUGUUAAUCUUUGUAAAGCUGUGGCUAAUCAUCGAUUGAUUGUGAGCUAGAGGUAAUCAUCGAUUGAUGUAAACUGUGUGGCCAGUUAACAGUCUGAUUUUGGUCCAGCUAAAUCUCUGACUUCCGUCUGCCAAAUAGAUUUUUAAAAUCUAUUUAUAGAUUCCGUCUAGCUUGCAGACAUUAAGUGACAUCACAAAUGUCAAAAAAACAAGGAUUGAUGCCAUCUCUGUGAUGUGUAGGCACUGACAUAUAAAAAUUCUGCAGAUGUGACAUUCAACGACUAGAUGACACUGACAUCACAUGACAAUUAUGACGUCAUAGUGACAGGCUAGUAUCUGACUUUGCCUCAAGUUCUCAUCAACAAAGAGUUGUAAAUAAUUUUACUGUAUUAAAUUUAAAUAUUUUAA